AUGGUUACUCUGCUCCCUUCUCCCUGGCCACGUCCAGAUCUCAAGAAAGUCUCUGUUCACGCACCCGAAAGGCUGUCCUCCUGGUUCAACAUGCCGCUCUCCAUCUACCUUGUGCAGGGCUUCGUCGCCGUCCUGCUGGUCAUCUUUGGUGUCAACAUACAGACAACCGUGGCUCAAGCAACACCGCCGGCAUGUGUGAAUCAAGACCAGCCGAACCCGCUCUCGAGCCAGCACCCAAACAACGCAACUGGUGUUCUGAACGUUACCAUGGCUAUUAUCCCAAUCCCAAUGUCAGCAGCACGAUCAAUGGUUCCUUUUGGUAUUCUGGAAAACGCACUUCGAGCUGUGAUGCCCGAUUUCCCCGCCGGCAUGUACCCUGUUGUGGUCCAGGCCGGGCAUGACCACGAUAUUCGGUUUCAAGACAUCGGUAUUCCCGACUUCAGCAGAGCUGGCUUUGAAUUCCCCUUCGUGGAUCUCUUGGGUGACGGCACAUCAAGUUUCCGUUGGGCUCCCGAGCAACUCAUUUCAGCCUCCAACCCAAUGGCUGUCAGCGGUUCUCAGGCAUACGGCACCGAGGUUCACGCGGCCACUUUUGAUCCCGAAUGCAACGCCUUUGGGGUGCUUCCUCAAGGGGGCACGUACUUCAACGGUUCGGCCGGCGGCAAGUCCAUGGCUCUGGAGAUGCAGCGGGCGCCCGCAGACCAGCCGAUUCCGUACACCUUGGCCAUGUUUGAUACCAUUGUCAAUCAGCCCAUCUUCGCCAACGGCUCAACCUGCGAUCAACAGAUCCGGCUCUUCAACACUUCUUUGACCCAGGGCGCUUUUGAGCCGGUCCCCGUGCGCGGAACUGUCAAAUCCAACCUGGGUCCAUUCCGCGCCGACACCAAUUUUCCCGAUGCCGUCGGCUUCCAGGCCGCUACGCCGUUCAUCGAAAACAACUACCUUCCUUGCGACAUGUUUAGAGGAUACAACCCGGCCAAAACCACUUGA
This is a messenger RNA of Colletotrichum truncatum, 990 nucleotides long. RefSeq lists its product as uncharacterized. Lineage: Eukaryota; Fungi; Ascomycota; Sordariomycetes; Glomerellales; Glomerellaceae. The record is from RefSeq and is a predicted model, not a curated record.